Galdieria sulphuraria is the source of this 3342-nucleotide messenger RNA. RefSeq lists its product as uncharacterized. The transcript is spliced from 2 exons. The record is from RefSeq and is a predicted model, not a curated record. Bases 130 to 3315 code for a protein of 1061 amino acids. NCBI's taxonomy places the organism in Eukaryota, Rhodophyta, Bangiophyceae, Galdieriales, Galdieriaceae.
UCAUCGAGGAAUUGAAUUGCGGACCCUUCUCUCUCUCUCUCUCUCUAAGAAAAAAAAAGCGCUCCAAUUGUGUGUUCAACCGCCAUUGAGUUGUAUCAUUAUGAAGAUAGAAAACGAGUAGUUGUAAAGAUGCAAACAGAAAAAGAAGAAAAUACCGUCUAUUUUCCACGGAAACAAGAAACCACUUUUUCUCAAGGUGAAAAUAGCUGGAGAAAAAUGCAGACCGGAGCUUCGUCACCCCUACUCACCAGAGACACUUCUUCUUCUACCACCAAAAAGAGAAACAACGUGGACUUAAAGAUUCGAAUACCUUCUACUACCUCAGAGACAACCCAUUCGUGGUCAAGUCCUAUAGGAGAAGGAAGACCAAGUUCCAGUAGAGUUGCGAGAGCAGUGAUAGAACCAGAUACAGGGGAAAGGAAGGCUGAUUCCAAGUCAGAACAAUAUGAAGGAUAUUGUGGCUCUCCUUACCUGUCUGAACUGGGGAGGUUGGGGUCAAGUACCGCUUUGCUUUCUUGGUCAAACGAUAGAACAACUGAACGUAAGACUGCAAGUGCAAAGGACUGGGAAGCCUACUCUCCUGUAUUGGCACAAGAACCAAAGGCUUAUUCCGCUUCUUACAUCUCAAAGGGAGGAAGAGCAAGAAGUCCGUUUCGUACAAACUCUACCUCCGAUUCUGUAGCUUUAACUGAUAGUGUGAACAACACAACUUUCGCUGUUAACAACGAUAUGGAAGUUAAAUACCGUUUAAAGGAUGAGGAAACUAAAGGUGGUGUAGAUAAAAUAGUGUCAGACGAAUCGGAGAGAAAUUGUUCAAAGAUGGUAUCUGUUUCCGCCUCAAAACAUCGAAGACAAGGUUCAGGAACCUCAAUCAGCAGUAGAAAAACAUUAACUGAACAUAGCCCUUUAUAUUAUAAUAAUGAAACAAGCAAUUUGGAUGAUUGGAUAGGUGUUGUUCAAGAAAGAAAGCGACAAGCCUCAGAAAUCAAGAGUGCUUUCGAUGAACUCGCCAGAGACCUGGACUAUUUUCGUAAAGCAAGAGAAGAGGAUGACUCGUACUUGAGUAUUGUCAGAGAGCGUUUAGAAAGUUUGGAUUUGGUUUCCUCAGAGAAAGCUACGCUUUGUGAGAAACUUAUGGAUGAAUUGGCGCAAAUGGAUGCGGAAAUGGCAAAACUUGAAGAAAAUGUAGCUGAAUAUGGCAAAGCUGCUGCAAGAGAAGAAACUCAGAGGUUAGGAGCUGCAAAAGCAAUGUCGUUAUUGGAAAAUCAUUUGAAAGCGUUAAAUGUUGCUAUAGAAGCAGAGACUACUCUUGCUGAUGCUUUGGAACGACGCUUGCAAGUAGCAAAGACGGGAAUUAGUUUAUUUUCUGGUCCUGAUGCGAAGCAACGUUAUGAAGUGGCAUUGAAGACCAUCGAAGAUGAUUCUGCUAGUCUCCGCUCUGCACAUGAACGCUGUAAUCAUGCCCGUGAGGAACUAAAAAGAUUGAAAGAACAAAAGGAUUUGAUAAUUCCUGUCAUUGAAAGAGCAGAACAAAUGAAAAAGGAAUAUCAGGAAGCGGAGUCGGAAGCUCAAUGCUUGGAACAAGAAGUUUUCAAGCUACGACAAGAGUUACAAACUCUAGACGAAAAUUUUGACUCCCUAGAUCGUGUUUUGGAGGAUUGUGAGUUCCGUAGUUCUCAAGCUACAAGUAGAAUUGCCACAGCGAGCAAGUUGAAGGAGAAGCUAGUGUCUGACUGUAGUUCUAAAGCGAAACUUUUAGAGGUUCUCAAAGAUCAAUGUGAAGAGAUUCGAUUCCAGGCCGUAAACAAAGAAAGCACUUUAUCACAAAUGGAAACUUUUAAUGCUCAUAUGGAAAGUGCUCUGGCUCAAGCAAAUGAAGUUAUUUCUGUUCUUUCAAAGGCUAUUGCGGAUUCUAAAAAUUCAAGUCGCAAUACAAGUACUAGUGCAAGCAAGACGGAAAGUAUAUCGAGUUCAGAUCGUGUUGCAACUUAUUCCCCAUAUAACUCUGCUGAUCCAACCAUUACCUCAAAGUCACAACGUAAGCGAAGACAAAGCCCUACAAAACCUCCUAAGCCGCCCAAGAGUUCGGAGGCACAGAGCCACAGUACUCAGGAGUCUGUAUUGGAGACAGAUGAUGUCUCCACGAAUCAACUCGAUAUAGAGUCGCCCUUAGUUCACGAAGGAGACGCGAAUACACAAGUUAAUACAACACGAAAGAAAGUUGAUGAUAGAGGCGGAACAGGAGCCGAUAUGCUUCGUUCAGUCGGUACUACCCGUAGUAUGAACGGUGUAUUUGAUCGUUUGGAGCCCUCAUCGUCACAUUACAAGUCUUCGUCAGCUCGAGAACAAGCAAGUGCUUCAGGUGCUAGUUCAUCCGUAAGAGGUUCUAUAGUAAAUACUGUUUCCUCAGACUGGGCAUAUCCUUUAAGCAGUACUACUAGAAAUGAUGAACAGCGUAAGCAGUCUUCAGUUACUUCUCCUCCCUACCCACCAGUAGAACAUGCAAGUGCUGCUAAAAAUGUUCAGGCGGUUGGGGAUGAAAUUUCGCAAUCUGCUCAGGAGGUCUCUUGGGAUCGUGUAUAUAUUCAUGGCGAAUUCUACAAUUCAAGAACACUUUUUGCCUCCCCUUUUGAAGAUAUUCGGGAAGCGGAGCUUUAUAUGGACAGAGACAGAGUAUCCAAUAAUGUGAUUAUUGGUUGGUAUCGUCUUCCUCGUGGAAGUAACAUGAUUGAUCGAACAGCUUUGCGUACUGUCGGAAUGCAAUAUGUAACAACUGCAGACGAUAUUGGUCACCGUUUGGUUGUAGAAAUUCAACUGAAAGAAUCCAGUAGAUACAACAAUCAUAUGAGCGAAGGAGAGCGACCCAAUGCAGUCACUGAUAUUAUUUCUACGGAUCCUGAAAUGGACAGAAAAGUGUCUCAGUGGAUAUCUGAAGGACAAAAGGCGUUUUUAGUGGAAGAUGAACUGACAGGAGAACGUCGAGGUAUAUUUUUGAGCUCCACUAAACUAAAAGUUCAGAAACAAACUAGUCAUGACCGAAAUAAUAUUAACGCAACAAAUACCAGCAGUAGUAGCAUAGUAGAGGAUGUGGGAGGUAUCUGGAUAACGGAGGAGAAGAAAAGCUGGGCAGCUGAUCCUGGUAUUCGUUUAGAUGAUAUGGAUCCUUUAAGUUUCCAACUCACACUGACACAUACUUUUGUAUUUCGAGCAGCAACUUCGGAACAGCGCGAUUUGAUUGCGAUUUGUAUUCGACGUUUUUAUAGUAGGUUUUUUGCUCUUCAACGUACUCGUAAGGUCAACUGUCAGUUUCAGUGACUGGAUUGUUCCGCUCCAUUGCGUAUU